This is a messenger RNA of Solanum lycopersicum (tomato), 417 nucleotides long. RefSeq lists its product as uncharacterized. NCBI's taxonomy places the organism in Eukaryota, Viridiplantae, Streptophyta, Magnoliopsida, Solanales, Solanaceae. The record is from RefSeq and is a predicted model, not a curated record.
AUGGUGAAAGGAUCUCGACAAUGGCAUGAAAAAUUGCCUUUGUUGGGUUAUCGCACUACAAUAUGUAUGUCAGUAGGGGACACCUCCUAUUCAUUGGUAUUUGGGAUUGAGGUAGUUAUACCUACAAAGGUUGAGAUUCCAUCCGUACGAAUUAUUGUGGAGGGUGAAACUGAUGAUGAUGAGUGGAUCAGAACCCAGUUGGAUCAAUUGAGUUUGAUUGAUGAGAAGCGAUUGACAUCAACAUGUCAUGGACAGUUGUAUCAGAAAAUAAUGGCACAAGCAUACAACAAAAAAGUGUGUCCCAAAUGUCUCGAAGAGGGUCAAUUGGUAUUGAGAUGCAUUCAACCACCUCAGGUCGAAGUCAAAGGUAAAUUGUCUCCAAAUUGGGAAGUACCAUUCAUUGUAAAGAAGGUAUAA